UCAUCCUCUUGCAUAACAGCAAGAUCGUCGUCGUCCUGCUGUGAAGGUCAAGAGUCAACCACAAUCAGCGCAAAACCGUGCAAGCAACGAACAACAUGUCUCCAACACCACUCUCGGAUAUCCUCCCCCUUAGCAUGCUCUACAAGACCGAGAAUCUGGCGCCCUCAUCUACGCCUUUGGAGACAUCUACUUCGCGCUUCAACGACAAGAUCUCCAUUGUACGCACCGACAUCACCACACUCGAAGUCGGCGCAAUCGUCAAUGCUGCAAAUGAAUCUCUUCUCGGCGGCGGCGGAGUCGAUGGAGCGAUUCACAGCGCCGCGGGUCCAGAACUUCUGAGAGAAUGCGAGACGCUCGAUGGCUGUGACACAGGCGACGCAAAAAUCACCGACGCCUAUGACUUGCCCUGCUCGAAAGUCAUCCACGCUGUCGGUCCAGUCUACUUCCGAACCAAGCGCGAAGGUACCCAUACUAGUCUCCUCCAGAGCUGCUAUACGCGCAGCCUCGAUCUGGCAGUUGACAAUGGUUGCAAGAGUAUUGCUUUCAGCGCUUUGAGCACGGGUGUGUACGGCUAUCCGAGUAUGGAAGCCGCCGAGACUGCCAUUCAGGCUGUGAAGCAGUGGCUGGAGGC
Molecule: messenger RNA, 631 nt
Organism: Zymoseptoria tritici IPO323
Lineage: Eukaryota; Fungi; Ascomycota; Dothideomycetes; Mycosphaerellales; Mycosphaerellaceae
Exons: 1
Source: RefSeq, a predicted model, not a curated record